Messenger RNA from Opisthorchis viverrini, 3989 nucleotides. RefSeq lists its product as hypothetical. The transcript has 16 exons. The record is from RefSeq and is a predicted model, not a curated record. Gene Ontology annotation, molecular function: mannosyl-oligosaccharide 1,2-alpha-mannosidase activity; calcium ion binding. Gene Ontology annotation, biological process: carbohydrate metabolic process; mannose trimming involved in glycoprotein ERAD pathway; endoplasmic reticulum mannose trimming. Gene Ontology annotation, cellular component: membrane; endoplasmic reticulum. NCBI's taxonomy places the organism in Eukaryota, Metazoa, Platyhelminthes, Trematoda, Opisthorchiida, Opisthorchiidae. Bases 1 to 3669 code for a protein of 1222 amino acids.
AUGUUAUGUUGUCCUUUCCGGCACAUCCGUACCGCCAAAUUGUCCAGCUACAAUCAGAAAUUGAAAGACCUGAUCCACAUGGAAGCCUGUAACAUCCGUACUCUAUGUCAAGUUGGGCAACAGGCAUCUUUUGCAGAAACCUUGUUUUCCCUAUCUGUCGGUGGACCUGCCUUCGAGUGGACACUGGAUCAUAUCCGACACAAAGUCAUCGCCGAUACCUCCGGUAACUCCCAAUCCGGUGUACCAAUCGUUAAACCACUGAAGCCCGUCUGGACUCAAAUCGAUGGCGCCUCUUAUGAAUGUCGCUGUCUUGCUCACUCAGGUUUUCACGCAUUUUCUGAUAUUAGCGUCUCUGAUAAUCAUGCCUUCCCUGCCGAUGAAUUAAUGCCUCUUAGUUGCAAAGGUCGGUACAGAGAUCCGCUGAAUUCCAGAGGUGAUCUGGACUAUACGCUUGGAAAUUUUUCGUUGACGAUGAUUGACUCACUAGACAGCCUUUUUCUGUUCAGUGCCUUGGAGGAAUUCGAGUCUGCUGUUCGGUUGGUCUUGGAGAACGUCAGGUUUGAUACGGAUGUUGAUGUGUCCGUCUUUGAAACUAAUAUACGUAUUCUCGGUGGCUUACUUGGGGCCCAUGUAUCCGCCAUGGAGAUCCAGAAAGCGAACUCAUCGCGCAUGAAGUGGUACACAGACGAACUUUUACAAAUGGCAACAGACAUUGGCGAUCGGCUUCUGCCUGCUUUCAACACGUCCACUGGCAUACCGUUACCCAUAAUCAACUUGCGGUAUGGUGACAGGGGUGAAAGUACCUGCACUGCUUGUGCUGGCACAAUGAUUUUGGAAUUUGCAGCUCUCAGUCGUCUAACUGGGAACCCGAUUUAUGAGGAAAAGGCGGUUCGGGCUAUGGCCUACUUAUGGAAACAGCGAAGUCGAUACUCAGAUCUAGUCGGUCGGGUGAUCAACGUUCACAGUGGGGACUGGGUUCUUCGAGAUUCUGGAAUCGGCGCUGGUAUCGAUUCCUACUACGAAUACCUUCUGAAAGCCUACGUGUUGCUUGGUGAACCGGUCUAUCUGCACCGUUUUCACACCCACUACCAGGCUAUUAAACGCUACGUCAGUGGUCCAGAAUCGGCACGGUUUCCUUUCCUAUUCCUUGACGUCAAUAUGCACAGUCCCUCCCAACGCUCCCGUUCGUUCAUGGAUGCGCUUUUCGCUUUUUGGCCUGGCAUUCAGGUCCUUCUUGGAGAUAUCAAAUCCGCGGUUGCCCUUCACGAAUACCUAUUCCAAGUGCACAAACGAAACAAACUCCUACCGGAAGCGUUCACACCAGACUUGCGUGUCCAUUGGGGACAGCAUCUGAUGCGACCAGAGUUUAUUGAAUCUACCUACCUGUUGUACCGUGCCACCAAUGAUCCGUACUAUUUGGAGGUUGGAGCCCGAGUUGUAGAUGACUUGCAAAACUAUACCCGAGUGCCUUGCGGUUACGCAGCUGUUGAAGACGUCCGCACGAUGAAUCUAUCUGACCGGUUUGAUUCGUUUGUCCUGGCCGAGACCUUCAAGUACUUAUACCUUUUGUUCACCGAACCGUCUGAUUUACCCUUCUCUCUGGGUGACUACAUUUUCACAACUGAGGCUCACCUUCUGCCACUUAGUUUGUCUCAAGUCCGCCCUAAGAACACAUCUUCGGUUUUUAUGUUUGAUGGAACUCACAAUGCGGAAUCGCAUAUUUCUCCUGUAGAACCAACUGAUCAUCAUGGAGAUCGAGAUCCUUCGGCUGAGGCAAAACUUAGGCGCUCAAGCAUUUGCCCAGCUGUAGAAUUUGAGUAUACUCAUCCGUUCUCCCCAAACGAAUGUAGACCCAUCCAGGAGUUUCUCGACAAUGGACAUAAAAUAAGUAACAUAGACACCACAUCUUGUUCUAUUUGGGACGGACCCAGUUGUCACCGAGGCAGACGGAUGUUGAUGCACUUGACUCAGCCGGAGCGAUUGAUUCCUUAUGCAUGCCCUGGAGCGAUCACCCAGCGAAUGUGGCAGACCAUUGAACUUAUCCGCGAACCACUCCGACAGUUGGGAGUUCGUUCCAACACGGCAGUCCAGGAUUAUUCUACUCCAUCAGAACAGCAGGGUGCCUCACACGUUCCUCUUCUCGUGCGUGCUAGUGACUUUCGGCCGGAAAAUCCAAACCAUUUGAGUGCCGUGAAACAAAUGGGCAUCGAGUUUUCGGUGACAAAAGACGGGCGUCUCAUGUUACGUCAUGAUCAAAGCACAGCAGACAGCCCACAACUCGCUCUUGCUGGCCUGCUUUUCAUCCAAGAAUUAUUACUUCUGAACAAGGUCAACCAACACAGUGAAGGAGCAUUCGUCGAGCCUCGACAUGUGGUCCUAUUAAAUCCACCGUCGUUUGGUCGAGUUCGCUUCAGUGCCUGUCCCGCAUACUUUGGACUUUUUCCUGGUGAGAGCAACGCUGCUACAUCGACAGUGGUGACCGGGGACAGUCAGUCCACCACUUCCCAUACUGACAAGGGGACAGAUGAAGAAACCUUGAAAGCCCUCCCCUCUAAGUGGCGCCCACUCGUAGCUCCAGUCCGAGUUGCUUAUCCGUUAGAUGGGUGUACUGAAGUUCAUUCAGAAGGCACAGCUUACCCCUCACCUUCGUUGAAGUGGGAUGGAAAUUCCGAUGAGUCUGCUCCUGAGGCUACUAUGACGGAUCUCGGUACAAAAUUGGGUCUUGGACCGCUGGCUGGUUCCAUUGGGCUUAUUCGCCGAGGUGGUUGUUUGUUUGCUGGAGCGGUUGGUGGCAUAGUGGUCGAUAACAUCGAUCACUCGUCCGCUAGUGUGUCCUCUCUGUUCACCAUGUCUGGAGAAGAAGAUCCUGCCAAAAACGAUGUGGAUAUACCGUUUGUUCUCUUGUUUGGUAAGGAACGUGACCACCUACUUGAUGAAAUGCGAAAACAUUGGAAAGCUACAGGCAAACCUACUGAGGUCAUGAUAACGAAGAAGUAUGAUCCUACUGUGUCUCUGACCGCAGCGUUCAACGCAUUCAAGGAGCAUCAGCUGUCGUGGGCGCCUCAUAAUAUUCCCAUCACCCAGUUCACAUUCCAUUCUAAUGUCCGGUCGUCGUCAGACGUGUCCAGAUUACACGUGUACCGGCUUCCCUCGCUCGCCUCGGGUGGCUUGAGUGUCACUCGUCUGCCCGGUCAAUCUUAUUCUUGCAAUCCUCGGGUCUAUGAAAAUCCCGCUACCUGCUCCUUUGAUGGCCCUACCCCGGUUGGUCCACAUUGGCGCUUGUCUCUGCUUGUUGGGAAAGAAGAGCUCAAUACAUAUUACACAUCCCUUGAUGGUGGCUCUCCGCAGAACACAGACCUGUGGAUUAGCGGCCUGAAUGUAACAAUGUGGCGUACACGGAUGAGUGCUCACUGUACUGGGAUUUUGUUGGCUCUGGCGGAAGCAGCACUGUUCAAAGCAUCGAAAGCAGACGCUACAGUUCCAACUUUUCCUGCCUUUUGGGUACUACGAGUGGACACGUGCUUGGAUCAGUUGCAUGAACGUGCGCGAUUCGAAUAUGCAUUUCACACAUCAAACACCCUGCACAACGUCAACUUCCUCGAAGAGGUUUCCAUGACCUGGACUUUCCAACCGCUGUUGGACAUGGUGACCUCAUCCACACAGAUCUGACUUCUCUUUCAGCACAGUUUGCACAUACUCUGCACCCGUUUACUUUAUCUUGAUAUAUUUCCUUUUGUCUUUCUCAAACUGGAUAGUGGGUAGCAUAAUCGUUUUGCCAGACCGUUAUUCAAUGUUUACAUCGAACGUCCGGCUGGUGUGAAUGAUACGCAUAAAGUGCUCGUUUUGUUGCGGCUCGCGCGCUACCCUCUAUUUCGUUUGCCUGUACAGCUUUAGCAGCCUUAUUUCCGCCGAUUUUUUCUUCGGUAAGUCGGCCGUGGUUUCGUUGCACAUAGAUGUGUGAUUUUCUUGUUUGGAAACGGGUACACGCG